UAUAAACAAACGUUUCUGUGGACAAUCCCGGCGUUUAGUUUUAUUUGGCAAGGCAGAAUAAUGGAUACGAGUGGCAUAACCCCAGACAUUAUUGAUACCAAGCCCGAAGCAUGCCUGGAGGUCAGUUAUCCCAGCGGUACCAAGGUAGAGCUAGGUAAAGAACUUACUCCUACUCAGGUGAAGGAUGAACCUACAGUUACUUGGGAAGCAGAUAAUGAUGCUCUAUAUACAUUACUGAUGAUCGAUCCAGAUGCCCCGUCGCGUGCUGAGCCCACCUAUCGUGAAAUUCUGCAUUGGUUUGUAGUUAAUAUUCCUGGAAAUAAAGUAGCUGAGGGUCAAAUUGUAGCAGAAUAUAUCGGUUCUGGUCCUCCAGAGGGCACUGGACUGCACCGCUACGUUUUUCUAGUCUUCAAGCAGGCAAAUAAAAUUGAAGCACAAACAUUCAUUCCGAAAACCUCUGUCGCAGGCCGUUAUAAAAUGAAGACAAGAGAAUAUAUUACCAAAUUCAAUUUAGGUGAACCAAUCGCUGGAAAUUUUUAUGAGGCACAAUACGAUGACUAUGUACCUAUAUUAAAAGCCACGCUUUCAACGUAGAGCAUCACAGAAUAAUUUAAAACAAAUAUUGUACAUACUCGUACAUAUGUAUAUACAAAUGUAAAUACGACUUCGUUUGUAAUUUAAAGUGAUUUGCAUAUAUUAUUAUUGAACAAAAGUACAAGGACUUAUUUAUGUACAUGUUAGUUAUGCUGCUGUAAAAUUAUAUGCGCACCACAUAUUGAUCAGUC
Rhagoletis zephyria (snowberry fruit fly) is the source of this 785-nucleotide messenger RNA. RefSeq names its product protein D3-like. Lineage: Eukaryota; Metazoa; Arthropoda; Insecta; Diptera; Tephritidae. The record is from RefSeq and is a predicted model, not a curated record.